UAAAUACAGAUGUCGCUUCACCGCUUGUCCUACUUAUUCAUCGCGUUUACUCCAGCCACUACUAGAUGGCGUUAAAAACGUUUUUUUGGACCAAGUAAUAACGAAAUCCAAACAGUCUGUUUAUUAGUAGAGUGAGUAGUGUAGUGACUAAACGAUACAUGAUUUUUCUUUGCGGCCAGUGUAUUAUUGUAAUUUUACGAGAAUGCGGGGCUGCUUGAUUGCAUUUUGAGCGGGAAAGUGGUAGAAAACCCGGGUAAAGUGCAGUGAAAUGGUUUGCAGUAAAAGAUGUGGUUGUGGUGCAUUUUGCCGAAGAUUUUUCUGUGGGGAUAAGGAUAAAGAUCGUGAUGAAAAAAACUGCGAAGAAGAAAUAGAUGAAGAUGGAGUUCCUGUUACCUUGACGCAGUUGGCAGAGUCCAGGGACGUCAGGUUUCUGCAGCCGCUGACGGAACCCCUCCGCAUCGGGUCCCAUAUCGUGUGCACGGGGACCCCUGAUGAAGACUUGCCGUGGUUCACCAUCAACAUCGGCACGGGCGGCGCCAUGGAGGCGCGGCCCGACGUCGCCGUGCACUUCAACGUGCGCAUGCCGCAACGCUACGUGGUCCGCAACACGCGCCGCCACGCGCGCUGGGGGCCCGAGGAGAACACUUCCUUCAAAUCAUUCCCGUUCAAAUUCGAGCGUCCGUUCACAAUAGAAGUGAUAGUGGACGAGUUGGAGACGCUCUGGGCGGUUGACGGCGCUCACUACUGCAGCUACGCUCACCGCAACCCCGCGCCCUUCGCCGCCGCCUGGGUGCAGGUCAUCGGAAUAAGAGAUGCGAGUCUCAAUGUGCAGACUUGCGAUGUUUACCCGAUGUUGGCGCCGCCGCCGCUAGAGGUACCAAAGAGAGCCAGUUAUGAUUCUGAACCUGAUGUGGACAUAGACUGGCAACCCAACGUCAUAGCGAGCUUAGAGAAUGGCAUCCCCGAGGGCUACCAGCUUGUGCUGAAAGGAAGACUCCGCCCCCUGCUCCACUCCUUCACCCUCGACUUAACAGACCGCGCGAGCGAGUGGCCGCGCGCCAACGUGCAUCUACACGCGAACCUGCGAGCGCACGCCGACGCACAGCUGUCGCGGCAGCUCGUCGUGCUCAACGCGUGGCUCGGAGCCUGGGGGGCCGAGAGACGGCAGCGGAGCGCGCAGCUCGUGCCGGGGACUAAGACAACAUUCCGCAUAGUCCGCGGGCCGGGCGAGUGGUCCGUGUACGCGGACGGGCUGGUCGUCGGCGAGCUGGAGUACCGCGCGCACCCGGACGGGGUCAAGGCGCUGCGCAUCCGGGGCGACUUCUACCCGGACGACGUGUAUCUGUGUCCGAAUGCCUACACGCCCGCGCCGCGCACGAACAGCUUCGAUGCUUGAGUCGCGCCACAGAGUAAAAUUAAAGUCUGUUUUCUAAUCUCAGACACU
This is a messenger RNA of Plutella xylostella (diamondback moth), 1444 nucleotides long. RefSeq names its product galectin-8. Lineage: Eukaryota; Metazoa; Arthropoda; Insecta; Lepidoptera; Plutellidae. Gene Ontology annotation, molecular function: carbohydrate binding. The record is from RefSeq and is a predicted model, not a curated record.